Molecule: messenger RNA, 821 nt
Organism: Protopterus annectens (West African lungfish)
Lineage: Eukaryota; Metazoa; Chordata; Ceratodontiformes; Protopteridae
Gene: ACP1
Product: acid phosphatase 1
Exons: 6
Coding region: 100-573 (157 amino acids)
Biological process (GO): protein dephosphorylation
Cellular component (GO): cytoplasm
Molecular function (GO): non-membrane spanning protein tyrosine phosphatase activity; acid phosphatase activity
Source: RefSeq, a predicted model, not a curated record
AUUUUGCAUAUUUAGCCAGGCAUGUUUUCGAACUACUAGUUUGGUGGAAGGUGACGUAUUUUGUUUAGUCAGGACUGCAAGUUUAGGUCCUCUUUAAAGAUGGCUUCUUCUAAUAAGUCUGUUCUUUUUGUAUGUUUGGGUAACAUAUGUCGAUCACCAAUUGCUGAAGCAGUUUUCAGGAAGCUUGCAACAGAACGUGGUGUUGUUGACCAGUGGGUCAUAGACAGUGCAGCUGUUUCUGACUGGAAUGUGGGGCGCUUCGCUGAUGCUCGUGCUCAGAGCUGUUUAAGAAAGCAUGACAUUGAAACAGCCCAUAAGGCAAGACAGGUUACAAAUGAUGAUUUUGCUUCAUUUGAACACAUUCUUUGUAUGGAUGAGAGCAAUUUAAGAGAUUUAAACAGAAGAGCUUCCAAGGCAAAGAAUUGCAGAAGUAAAGUAGAUCUACUAGGGUCUUACGAUCCUCACAAGCAGCUUAUUAUCGAGGACCCAUAUUAUGGAGGUGAUGAAGACUUUGAAACAGUAUAUCAGCAGUGUGUUAGAUGCUGCAAAGCAUUCCUUGAAAAAAAUUCUUAGCAAUUUGCCAGCAAAGAAGAUUUCUAAUGUAUAGUAGCAUCAUACUUCAUGAAAUGUGUACAUUGUUUUUGAAAAUUUAGAAGAUAGUUUCAUUUUAAACUCAGCAGUGAUGAUUUACUGACACUGAAAAAUGCAGUUGUUUGUAAAUAGGGGGGAUUCUUUUGUCUUGAUAGUUGUUAAAUGAAGGUUUUGGAACAGUGGCAAAGUUAUGUGCUCUAAAAAACAAAAUAAAAUUUACUUUAACAUGG